Messenger RNA from Frieseomelitta varia, 714 nucleotides. RefSeq lists its product as uncharacterized. The coding region runs from base 1 to 714 and encodes 237 amino acids. Gene Ontology annotation, biological process: sensory perception of smell; detection of chemical stimulus involved in sensory perception of smell. The record is from RefSeq and is a predicted model, not a curated record. Gene Ontology annotation, cellular component: plasma membrane. The transcript is spliced from 4 exons. Gene Ontology annotation, molecular function: odorant binding; olfactory receptor activity. NCBI's taxonomy places the organism in Eukaryota, Metazoa, Arthropoda, Insecta, Hymenoptera, Apidae.
AUGUUACAGCAUAUCAUCGAAGAAAUGAUAUCCUGCGUCAACGAGGCGAAAGAAUACGAGAGAGAUAUCUUCGAUCUGUAUAUAGCAAAAUGCUAUUCUGUCUAUGGUGGUUAUGUGACAACUCUGUACUUACUAUUUAGUUUUGUUGUCGUCGGAGCUUUCUUUUUGCCAAUUCCACACCCAUUAAGUGUGGUAUAUCCGUUUCGCAACGAUUACAUACCGGUAAAUUUUAUCCUAUACUUGCAUCAUACUGCCAUUUGCUGUCAAGGCGUCGGACAUUUUAGCAUGUGCGUGUUCGCCGCGCUUUUAAUGUGGUUCACAGUCGCGAGGUUCGACUGCUUGACAAUCGAACUCGAGAGAACUACGAACGUUCGCACGCUGAUCACUUGCGUUAAGAAACAGCUACAUUUAAAUAGAUACGCGGAAGAAGUAAUUGACUGCUUUCGCUUUAUGGUAUUUUAUAUUUUAGCAAUAUCAACGUGUAUACUGGCUGGAAGUGGUAUUCUACUGAUCACAGACGCCCCGAUGAUAGCGAAAGUGAAGUUUGUUGCUAUCAGCAUCAUGUUCCUCUUUUACGUAUACAUGUACGCCUGGCCAGCUGAUCAUAUUCAAGAUGUGGCAAAGUUUGAACGUUUCAAGAAGCACGUACAAUAUGAAAUGGUACGAUCAUUCUUUAGAACUACAAAAGCAGAUACUAGUCAUACUGGGUUAUAA